This is a messenger RNA of Scomber japonicus (chub mackerel), 2215 nucleotides long. It is a transcript of the gene ldha, whose product is annotated as lactate dehydrogenase A4. The transcript has 8 exons. The coding region runs from base 106 to 1104 and encodes 332 amino acids. Gene Ontology annotation, biological process: carboxylic acid metabolic process. Gene Ontology annotation, cellular component: cytoplasm. Gene Ontology annotation, molecular function: L-lactate dehydrogenase (NAD+) activity. The record is from RefSeq and is a predicted model, not a curated record. NCBI's taxonomy places the organism in Eukaryota, Metazoa, Chordata, Actinopteri, Scombriformes, Scombridae.
CCGGGAUACUCCACUUCCUAGGCACCACUUCUGCGGAAAAGCUGCACACAGGAGGAGCCGCCACAUUCCAGCUCGUGUUUCUAACCUUCUAACUGAAGCCUCAAGAUGUCCACCAAGGAGAAACUGAUCACCCAUGUGAUGAAGGAGGAGCCCACUGGCACCAGGAACAAGGUGACAGUUGUGGGUGUCGGUAUGGUGGGCAUGGCCUCCGCCAUGAGCGUCCUGCUCAAGGACUUGUGCGAUGAGCUGGCUCUGGUUGAUGUGAUGGAGGACAAGUUGAAGGGUGAGGUCAUGGAUCUGCAGCACGGAUCCCUCUUCCUCAAGACACACAAGAUUGUGGGCGACAAAGACUACAGUGUGACAGCUCACUCCAAAGUGGUGGUGGUGACUGCUGGUGCCCGUCAGCAGGAGGGCGAGAGCCGUCUUAACCUGGUGCAGCGCAACGUUAACAUCUUCAAGUUCAUCAUCCCCAACAUCGUCAAGUACAGCCCCAACUGCAUCAUGCUGGUGGUCUCCAACCCAGUGGACAUCCUGACCUAUGUGGCUUGGAAGCUCAGUGGCCUGCCCCGUCACCGUGUCAUUGGCUCUGGCACCAACCUGGACUCCGCCCGUUUCCGUCACAUCAUGGGAGAGCAGCUCCACCUCCAUCCUUCCAGCUGCCACGGCUGGAUCAUUGGAGAGCACGGAGACUCCAGUGUGCCUGUGUGGAGUGGUGUAAAUGUUGCCGGAGUUUCUCUUCAGAGCCUCAACCCAAAAAUGGGGGCUGAGGGUGAUGCUGAGAACUGGAAGGCCGUACACAAGAAGGUGGUUGAUGGAGCCUAUGAUGUUAUCAAGCUGAAGGGCUACACUUCCUGGGCCAUUGGUAUGUCUGUGGCUGACCUGGUGGAAAGCAUCAUGAAAAACCUGCACAAAGUGCACCCAGUGUCUACACUGGUCAAGGGCAUGCAUGGAGUGAAGGAUGAUGUCUUCCUGAGCGUCCCCUGUGUCCUGGGCAACAGCGGUCUGACAGAUGUCAUUCACAUGACACUGAAGGCCGAUGAGGAGAAGCAGCUGCAGCAUAGCGCUGAGACCCUGUGGGGUGUACAGAAGGAGCUCACCCUGUAAAGAGCACUCCUCUGAAUUCCCCAGUCCGCUCUGAAACCACACAAAAUACUGUGUGGUUAACUCUCUCCUACUGUACCUUCUGUGUCCUUCGCAGCAACAGGCGAAUGAGACCACUUGAAUAUCUAAAAAGGCCAAGUGUUUGUAGCUAAACCAGUAGAAACUACACAUUACCUUCAGAUAUUCACAUAUGGGUGUCAUUUUCCUUUGCUGCCUCCCAUCCACUUCUCCUCCCUUCAUGACUGAAUUCUUGGAAACACAGCUCUUAACUUGAGCCUUUGAGCUCAGCCUGUGUUGGAGAGAAGUGGUAUGUAUCUGUUGUCUUGUCUUUCCAAAAAAUAUAAGGCCUCUACAUAUUGAGAGUAAAUACCCUGUACUGUUUGUCACCGUGUACUGUUGCUGCUUCUUCUGUACACUCCCUGUGCGUAGUUUGUAUUUAUUCUGUGAUUGUUGCCAGUUGGUUUUUUUCCACUUGGUAAUCUCUGUUUAUUUUAUUUUUUCGGAGUAUAAUGGAGACAUUCCAUUCUCUAUGAGGAGGGCUUCCUAUUCACCUAGAGUCACAACAACACUGCUGCAUAUCACUGGGCCAAACUCCUGUGAUACCAAAGUACCUUAUCAUUUGAGAAAAUCAAUGCUACACCUACUUUUUUGGCAGUGAAGCUUUUGUAAACAGACUUACUGGUAACCACAAGUGCACUGACAAAACUGUUUAAAAGGCAAGGUUAAAGGGGUUUGUAAUAAGGUGAUCUGCCACAAUUUCACAUAGCAAAGAGAUAACAGAGAGCCAAUGGAAAGAGUCAGCUUGGAUCAUGACAGUCGGGUUAUGAAUCGUAACAGAAGUUAACAAUGAAGGUGUUGUUCGCACAACCAAGACACCCUCAAAGGGUUUUGUAUUUAUUUUUCUCCACCUGACUCCUGAAAAAGGACAUCAAGCUCUGAGAAGAAAAUAUGGUAUUACUUAAAGCUGUUAAUACUGUUAAGAUAUAUUGAUGUCACAUCAGAAACGGUUUGUUAACCACCUGACUAACUAAGGCAUUGUACCUGUCAUGGCAUGUGGAUAUUUAUUUAUUUUUGCUGUAACAUCAAAUAAACCUGCCAGGAUAAUGAUACAAGA